CCACUCUCCCAUCCUCAUGUCCCCUGGUCCCUCUCCUACAAUGCCAGUAUAAUUUUUUCCAAUCUUCUCUCGCCCCCUGGCCUUCAUUUAUUUGGCGAACUCCCCUCCGCCAAACAAAGGAUUCCCCCAUUACUCCUCCUCCGCCUCCUUUUUUUUUUUUUUUUUUUACUCCUGUUUCCUCUUUAUCUCCUUUCCGUCCACCUCUUAUUCUCCCCUCCAUUGAGACAUGCUUUGCUCCAAGGCUGCAGCAUGAGCUCUCUAAGCGGUAGUCUCCGUUCCAGAUGGAGACGUACAGUCUCUCGUAUUGCUCUUUUGCUUUGCGGUCUUCUACUCUUACCUUGUCAAAUAUUUGGUCUUAACUCGGAUGGAGUGCUGCUGCUGUCCUUCAAGUACUCCAUCCUCAGCGACCCCCUAUCGGUGCUCGGUGACUGGAACUACGACGACGCCACUCCCUGCUCGUGGAAUGGGGUCAUGUGCAUGGGCUUCCCAAUCGCUAAUGCCGCUAGUUUCACAUGGAACACCAGUCGCGACGACUUUAGGAUACCGGCUGCUUCCGCUUCUAGAGUGAUUGGGUUGGUCCUCCCCGAUGCCCAGCUGCUGGGCUCCAUCCCCGCGAAACUCGGCCUCAUCGAGCACCUCCGCCACCUCGACCUCUCCGGCAACUUCCUCAACGGCACCCUCCCCGCCACCCUCUUCAACGCCUCCGACCUCCGCGUCCUCGAGCUGUCCAACAACGAGAUCUCCGGCGAGCUGCCCGAGAUCGUCGGCGAGAUGAAAAGCCUGCAGUCCCUCAGCCUUUCCGGCAACGCCUUGGUCGGCGGAGUUCCAAGAAAUCUGAUGCUGCUUCCCAACCUCACAACGGUCUCUCUCGCCAACAACUACCUCUCCGGCGAACUCCCCGGCGGAGGUUUCGAGCAGCUUGAGGUCCUCGAUCUGAGCUCCAAUCUUGUAAAUGGAUCCCUGCCGCCGGAUCUCGGCGUAAAGAGCCUCCGGUACUUGAAUUUGUCCUCCAACCGGCUCGCCGGCGUGAUCCCGCCGGAACUUGCAGCAAGAAUUCCGGCCAAUGCCUUGAUCGAUCUCUCCUUUAAUAAUCUCACGGGAGAGAUUCCGCAGGCUGGAGCUUUCCUCGCGCAGAAGCCGAUGGCCUUUGCGGGGAACCCAGAGCUCUGCGGAAGGCCACUGAAGAGCAUGUGCACGAUCCCUUCCAUCCUCUCCAAUCCUCCCCCUAAUGACUCCACUGCAGCUCCGCCGCCGCCGAAGUCUCCUCCAGCCUUCGCGGCGAUACCCGAGAUCCCGGCCGGGAAUUCGUCGCCAGGGUCUGCAGCGGGCGGCGGAGGGCAGGGGGGUCUUAGGCCAGCAGCAGUCGUGGCGAUCGCCGUCGGAGAUAUCACGGGGGUUGUCCUUCUAUUUAUAGUGUUUUUGUAUGCGUACCAAGUAAAGAACAAGAAAAGAGAGCAGCAGCGGCAGCGGCAGCAGCAGCAGAAAGCAGAUAGAGGGCUCGACCUGAAGAGGAUGGAGAGAGGAGGGAGGGAUGAAGGGCCGCCAUCAGCAUCCCCUGAAUCCAGUGGAGUAGGUACCUUGUGUUGGUGUUUAAGAAAGAAGGGUGGGGACAGCGAUGACACCGAAGAGGCCUCCGAAACCUCGGCGUCCUCGGAAUCAGAAGCAGAAGUGGGGGAGCUACACACGAGAGGAAAGCAGGAUGGCAAAACCCAAGCACAGCAGAAGCAGCAGGGUGCUACUCUCGUCACAGUCGAUGGAGCUGAGCUGGAUCUGGAGACUCUGCUGAAAGCCUCGGCUUACAUACUGGGAGCCACCGGACCCAGCAUCGUCUACAAGGCGGUUCUCGCCGACGGGACCGCCUUGGCCGUCCGCCGGAUGGGGGAGAGCUGCACCAUCUACAGGUUCAAGGAUUUCGAUGCCCAGGUCCGCAGCAUCGCCAAAUUCCGCCACCCCAAUCUCCUCCGCAUCCGGGGAUUCUACUGGGGUGCUGACGAGAAGCUCCUCAUCCAUGACUACGCCCCCAACGGCAGCCUCGCCAACAUCUCUUUUAGCAAGAAGCUGGGCUCCUCGCCGCUUCACCUGAACUGGGAUGCCCGGCUGAGGAUAGCGAAUGGCGUGGCGAGGGGGCUUGCGUACCUCCAUGAGAAGAAGUCUGUUCAUGGCAAUGUCAAACCAAGCAACAUUCUCUUGGGCGCCGACAUGGAUCCGGUGAUCGGAGAUUUCGGGCUGGAUCGGCUCGUGCCGGGCGACGGCAGCUGCAGACGGGGCGCAUCGGCCAGGCAGUUUGGAAGCAAGCGGUCGGUGCUGUCCACAAGCAGCCUACCGGACUUGUCGACCGUCGCCGGAGCCAGCCCCUGCGGCUCCUCCUCCACUUCAGCAUUGGCUACUCCUCCACAUCAGCCGCCGGAGUCGCUAAAGAAUCUCAAGCCCAAUGCCAAGUGGGAUGUCUACUCUUUUGGGAUGGUAUUGCUGGAGUUGAUUGCUGGGAGGGUGUUCUCAGAGGUGGAGCUCCGGCAAUGGAGUGCUGGAUUUGUGGUGGAGGAGAGGAACAGAAUUUGGAGGAUGGUGGACCCGGUGCUGAGAGGCGAGGUGGAAGGCAAGGAAGAGGCUCUGCUAAACUGCUUCGAGUUGGGCUUUGCAUGCUGUUCCAGUGCUCCUCAGAGGAGGCCUUCGAUGAAGGACGCAGUCCAAGUGUUGGAAAAGGUAACGGCCACCUCGUCCUCUUCCUAUUAGUCUUCUCGGCAACGGUAGUAAUAAUGUCAUCCAAAUUACGGCAGCUGUUGCUAUUCUGCUGUGGAAACAACUAAUUGAGUGCUGCCAUUAACCCGUCGUUGUAACGCUAACUGAUUUGGCUUAUGUUUCUUGCGUGAUGUGAUUUCAAGUGGAUUUUCUUUUUUUCCGUUUUUCUCUUGCGGAGCUGCUCGCGA
Molecule: messenger RNA, 2927 nt
Organism: Phoenix dactylifera (date palm)
Lineage: Eukaryota; Viridiplantae; Streptophyta; Magnoliopsida; Arecales; Arecaceae
Product: putative LRR receptor-like serine/threonine-protein kinase At4g37250
Biological process (GO): protein phosphorylation
Molecular function (GO): ATP binding; protein binding; protein kinase activity
Source: RefSeq, a predicted model, not a curated record